UUUUAUUACUCUUAUUAGGGAUUGAAUAAUUUUCUAUGUUGUGAUUUCGGCUACGACAGCAUGUGAUUUAAAUUGUUGCCAUUUAAAAUAUUUCUUUUAUAAUUAAUAAAUAUUCGUUAGUAUUCGAAUUAAAACCAAAAGUUCUAAAAUGGAAUCUAAACUAGCCAAUGGAUUAAAACUGUUGUACAUACCAAAAACAACAAAAAUUAGUUCUGGUCUUGGUGAUAGACUGCCAGAAGCAUAUAAAAAAUUCUAUAAAGAAUGGCGUCACAAAGUUCCAGAACCAGUUUAUUUCCAACCCAAAUCAGGAAAAUGGACUCGUGAUGAAAAAACCAAUGCAGUGAUUCCUGUCCAAAAUAUACCAAUUCCUUUAAAGUAUCCAAAAACAAUGCAUUUUGGUAUAUGGGGAGGAGAAGCAGUUAUUCAGGGUUUUAAGCAAAGUGGUAAAUAUAAGAGUCGUGUUCCUCACUUUUGGACUCCUACUCUUAAGAAAUCAGUUGUUUAUAGUGAAGUUUUAGAUAAAUACAUGUCUACAACAGUGACUGAAAGAGCAAUUGACUUAAUAAAUAAAAACUAUGGUUUAGAUCAUUAUUUGUUGAAAACGGCUGCAUGUGAUUUAAGAACCACUUUAAGCUUGAAAAUCAAACGUCAAAUUUUAAUGGCUCUAAGAGACAAAACAUUAUAUCCUGAUGAUAAUAUAAAACAGCAAACAGUUUAUAAUAAAUAUAAAGAUUACCUGAAGGAUUAUACUCAUGAAGAAAUAGAAUGGUAUGGAUUAACAUUUAAUGAGGCUUUACUUAAGUUACAAGAGAUGGAUUCUUUUAAGGAAAAAAAAGAGCCUUUGAAGACAAAGUAUAGAAUAGAAUUGAUUGAAGAGUUGAAAAAUAGUAGUCAAACACCUACAGAAGAAAAAACUAGUUGGCUAAAUAAACUCAACCCUUUUAAUUAGAAAAUAUUUAUUGUAGUGUAUUAAUGAAAAAAAGUAAAUAAAUAAUGAUAA
Sipha flava (yellow sugarcane aphid) is the source of this 1000-nucleotide messenger RNA. It is a transcript of the gene mRpL28, whose product is annotated as 39S ribosomal protein L28, mitochondrial. Gene Ontology annotation, cellular component: mitochondrial large ribosomal subunit. The transcript has 2 exons. The record is from RefSeq and is a predicted model, not a curated record. Gene Ontology annotation, molecular function: structural constituent of ribosome. Bases 149 to 949 code for a protein of 266 amino acids. Lineage: Eukaryota; Metazoa; Arthropoda; Insecta; Hemiptera; Aphididae.